ACGAUGACGCAUUGCUGCUGGCGCAUCAGUGGCACGGGCCCGGACAUAAAGCCUGGGCACGCAACCGCACCAGAAACUCCAACAAGCCCCGCCCUUCCUUCACACACCCACUGAGUCAAACACUAGCUGCAAACACACACACGCACACACUCUUUUAUCCUCUCGAGCAACCAUGUCCGACGACAAGCAGCAGCAGACCCGCGACGAGGUCGCCCAGGAGAAGUUCGGCAAGAAGUUUGAGGAGCUGGAUCCCAUGGAGCGGAUCCAGGUCGGCGGCACCAUUGGCGGCCGCAGCCGCGGUGACGCCGAGGGUGGCGACCACAAGGAGCACCUGAACAUGGUGGCGCAGGAGAAGUUCGGCAAGAACUUCGACGACCUGGAGCCCAUGCAGCGCAUCCAGGUCGGCGGUACCGUGGGCGGCCAGGCUGGCGGCCUGUACACGGGCACCGGUGGCGACCAGUAAUGCGGCCCCGAUGGCCCGUUACUGGGGGCGCUGUCGCGCAUGGCCAUUGUGCGUGAUUUGAAGUUGACAGGGAAGUUGGCGACGUUGUGACAGCAGCAGGCGCUAGGAGGCAUGCAGGCAUGCAUGUCAGCACGUGUGUUUUGACUACGUGUGCUGGAAGCCCAUACGACCUGUGGCGUGGACUUGUCUGACGUAGGGUGACGGAGGGUUGUGCCGGUGGUUGUGCGCGCGGCUAGCUUUAGUUAGCUUUUGCGUUUGCAGCCCCAACAAGGAGUAUUGUACCGGUAUGUGGAGGUGACGUUGUGUGAUGACUGUUCACAACUUAACGCUGAUGUGCUCCGCAGCGGUUGACACAAGGCUGGUGACAAUGCAAUGACCGUGGAGAUGAUGCGCGACGGCAAGUGGGUGCAUGCACAUGCAUACUCUGCCCGCGUUUCGGACUAAGCGCACAGCGUUGCGCGGCAUGUAAACAGUCAGGCGU
Chlamydomonas reinhardtii is the source of this 944-nucleotide messenger RNA. RefSeq lists its product as uncharacterized. Lineage: Eukaryota; Viridiplantae; Chlorophyta; Chlorophyceae; Chlamydomonadales; Chlamydomonadaceae. Bases 173 to 463 code for a protein of 96 amino acids. The transcript is spliced from 5 exons. The record is from RefSeq and is a predicted model, not a curated record.